Rubroshorea leprosula is the source of this 814-nucleotide messenger RNA. NCBI's taxonomy places the organism in Eukaryota, Viridiplantae, Streptophyta, Magnoliopsida, Malvales, Dipterocarpaceae. The record is from the annotation of a GenBank genome assembly.
AAGAACUUCAGGCAGGCAAACAAAAAGUCAUUUGAAGUCAUGCUGAUGGACACUGCUGAUGAUACAAAGAAAAAACGUCUUGUUGAGGAUAAUUACGUAUCAGAGUGCUCUGCCAGCCAUGGCUUGGACUCAGCUACGUGGCCGCGGAUGGAUAAUGCACAGCAUGGGACGUAGCUAUUGGCGGAUGUUAUGGGAAAUUCAUUCGUGGGAUUGGCUCACAGGUCAAUCUGAAGGAGUUAGGAUUCAGAUACAGGAAAUGGGAGUUGAAGGAUGUUGAUCUAAUGAGUUUGAUGCUUGCAGACAUGGUAGAGCAGUGAGCUAGAGACGCAGAGGAGAGGGCAAUGGACUGGGAACUGCAAGCGAGAGAGGAGGAGGAGAGGCUGAAGGACUGAGAGCUCAGGUGGCAGCUGAUAGAUGGUAUGGCCAAGAUACAGACAAAUAAUGGGAAGAUUAUGGCAGAUUUAGUUGCAGCACUAGCGUCAUACGGGAUUCUCCCCCAGGUAGGAGGACCUUCAUUUCGUCCUCCUUAUGGUGGCGGGGAGCCUGACCUCCAGUUGGCUCAGUUGGGCCAGCACUUCGACCCCACGCAGACCUCCCCGUUAUAGCCACACUUGGACGAUGAUGUAUACCAACCUGUCUUUGACUCGUAGCUAUUAUGCCUUGAUUCUUGUGUUUUUUGGGAGUUUACUGGAUUUCAUACAUAUUUUCCUUGGUUGGUUCUUGGUAGGAUUUUCCGUACAUUUGCAUGUUUGUUUUUAUUUUAGAUUUGAGGUGAAUUACAUAUUUUGCCUUAAAAUAACUUUUUUUUUUUAUU